AUGAAGCCGAUGUUCAGUGAUUUGCUGGAUCGCGCCGACCGCCUCUCGGCCACGAAUUCGUUCACCAGCCGCUUCUUCAGCGCCACCAAGUCGGCAGACGCCUCCUCGGGCCAACCCGCUUACAACGUCGACCACCAGAUGGGCGUCAACCUGACCGAGAUCUUCCGCGCCAGCGAGAAUUUGGUGAAGCGGCGAACGGACGAGCCUUCGGAUAAGAAUCGUUUCCUGUUCGGCAAGCACGGCAUCGUCUUCGCGGGCGCUCCAAAAUUGACUCAACGCGCACCGAUCAACAUUCCAGCCGCAACGCCGCAAGAUGACGAAGUGGUGGACGAGCUGGCUGAACGUGUCCGUCUCGAAGCCGAGCGCGCCUUCUUCAAUCAAGUGUUGCUCAAUCGGCCCCAUCCUUCCGUGCAUGGGAUUCGACUAAACUCGACGUUCGGAAGUGGAAUCAACGAUACACCAAACCGCAACGUCAAUCGGCCAGUCACGGGACCAAGGCUGGGCGAUCGCCGACUGGCCAUAUUCGCCGACAAAUUGCGAAAAUAUCUGCGUGCCGGAAAGCGAGCGGAUCUCGCUCAACUGCUGAAAGAUGCCGUGAAAGAAUCUGACAGCGAGGACAUCACCGUCGACAUGUGGGCGCAAUUCACGUCAAUGGCCGGCAGGCGCUGCAACAACGACAUCGACGCCGUCGAAACGUCCGUCGAGCUCGUGCAGCGGGCCACCGAUUAUUUGCACAAAAGUUUCAUCGACCACAUGCAGCGCUGCGUCCAAAACAACCUGGAGGCGGCCCGCCGCGGAGGAAUACCCGGAACACGCACCCUUGUAGCUGGUUAUAUCAACGCGUGCUCCGACAUUGCGAGCGAGAUCGAGGACGGAUGCCUGGGCGACGGUUGCCCCGCCUGGCAGGUCAUCUACACGUGUAUGCGCUGCGGCGAACUGUCGGCGGCCUCCGAUGCGUUGAAUCUUGUCGCGGUCAACCAGCGCACCAACAUGCUCUACAAGUGCCUCGUCUAUUUGAAAGAUAACUCGAGGCUGACGGAGGAGCUGAAGGAGAAAUUGAAGGUCGAAUGGCGUCACGAGCAGCACUCCAUCCGGGAUCUCUACAGGAAGGGCCUAUACAGCGCGCUGCUCGGCGUCGAAUCCCCGAUCGCCGACACGAUGGAGAAUUGGCUGUGGUUCAAGCUGAUCCCGCUGCGACUCGACCCCCACAUCACCCGGGCCCUCUACGUGGACCUGCAGAAGACCAUUUCCAUCGAUUACGGCGUCAGCUACUUCAUGGCCAACGGUUUUCGCGACGCGCACAUCUAUUUCCUGGCCCUCACGCUCAGCGGCCAGUUCGAGCGCGCCGUCGAUUUGCUGGUUGAGACCGGCCACGUGAGCGAUGCGGUGCACAUGGCCAUCUUGGCCUACGAAAACGGCUUGCUGAAGUUGACCGACCCCGCCGUCGAGAUGCAGAACAUCAAGCUGCUCAACACCAACCCGGACGGCAAAUCGGUGGCGGCCACGGUGUCGCUGGCCCGUCUGCUCGUCAGCUAUACGAAAGGAUUCGAGAUGGAAGACGUGGAGACGACGCUCGAUUAUUUCUACUUACUAAAGGGUCAAAAAACAGCCCAAGGACGCGACAUUUUCGAGUCGGCCGUCUCGCGUGUGCUCUAUUUGACCGGAAACGUGAAGGCUGUGAUUGGCGAAUCGCAGGGACAAAAACGAUCCAAGGCUCUCAUUGACAACUAUGACGUCGAUGUGCGCGCGAUUAUCACUCGCGUCGCCGAAGACACCGAAUUGUCCGGAAAUCCUGAUCAGGCCGUCGAGCUGCUGCGCAUCUGUGGCCAAGAUGAUCGGGCGAUCGAGGUGAUGGCGCGGCGUCUCUCCGAGCUGAUCACGCAGAACGACGAGAGCCAUCGAAUUCCCGUUCUCCGGGCCGCCGAAGAUUUGGCAAAGCAUUCGAUCAACGCCUCCUCGAAGGCGCUGAGCACCCUCACCAUGCUGCUCGACAUCCACGGACUGCUCGACCGGUGUCGCCACAAACUUUACGAUGAAGUGAUGCUGACGAUUCGCGAGACGCGCCUCAUCCCCACCGACCAAAUCAACGUGCACGCGUUCACCGCCCAAGAGCAUUUGAUGGCGCCCCAGGUUCGCGCCGUUUUGCCGGACGUUUGCCUGGCUGUGAUGCAGUGCAUGGCUGAUGCGUUCCCGGAAGCACGACCGGCCACUCGAAGCGACAUCAAGAGGCAAGCCCAAGCGAUCGUCGUGCUGGCGGCCGGCACCAACUACAAGUUCCCGCAGAACAUCAUCUCCAAGCUGCUCUCGAUCCAGGCCAAACUCCAA
Messenger RNA from Mesorhabditis spiculigera, 2325 nucleotides. Lineage: Eukaryota; Metazoa; Nematoda; Chromadorea; Rhabditida; Rhabditidae. The record is from the annotation of a GenBank genome assembly.